GGGUAAGAAACCACACCACAUAAAUCCAUGAUAUCAAAAACGAAUAAACACUACAAAAAUUAUAUGAAUAUUUUUUUUAUAUAUAAAAAAAUAGAUGGAGCGUGUAAGAGUCGUGUUGCAUUAUAUAUUCUCAUAUUCUCCCAUAAAAUUUAUUUAUAUUACACAAACAAACACAUCUUACACCUUUACAGCCAGCCCAUCUUACCAAACCCAAAAUUCUAUUUCCUACUCUUUUACACUUGGAACGUUCCGUACUAUUAUACUCUUACCUUCCUCACUCCUAACGAUCAUCGCCGCUCAAUCUUCGUCUUCUUCCCUUUCUCAGAAUCUCAGUGGGGAAAUUAAAGAAGAUUGAUUGGAGCGAAUAUUAUCACUCUGGCCAAGAUAUCAGUGAUCUCUCCUCAGUGGAGGGUGUGUUGUGUUCAAAUCUUUGAAGCAGUUUGUUUUUCUUCUGUUUGCAAAACAUUGGUUUGGCGAUUACCCAUUGAUUAUGGCUAAUAUUCAACAUAACUAAUCUUCUUCUUCCAAAACACAACACUUGAGAUGUAAAUCUUUCAUUCGAGUUGAGGAGCAUUGGUUUUGUUUUUGUUAUUUUUUUCGCAAUCUUUUCAACAUCUUCAGAAUUCAGAUACUCAGAAUUCAGAUACCCAGAAUACAGAUUACCCAGAAUACAGAUACUCAGAAUACAGAAACUAUGGCAGUGUUGUUCAAAUGCUUUUCCAAAUUCAUUGGAAGGAAGAAGAAGGUGAAGGAUGCAAUUGUUUCUGACAAUGGGGUUAGAACUCUGCAAGUGAAGGUGGAACACCCAAUGAAACCUUCUGAAAACGUUGUUGAUGAUCUGAAAUCAACUUCUUUUAGUGUCCCGGUGCCGUUUGAUAUUCCUGAGAUUUCAACAUGUGAGGUGAAACUGAUGAACUCUGAUUCCCCUGUUGAAGGGGAUCAAGAAGAGGUGGCAUAUGAAGGUGAAGACGAACAUGAUGAGACGUCACUAAUGAGCCGGGAUAACUCUGAUUCAAACCUUCAAGCUCGCGACAAUAUUGGUACUCCUAGGAAUCUGAGUUUUCAUCAGAUUGGAAGUAGUCCAUGUGCUGCUGAGGAAGAUGAUGUUGCUAAGAAUAAUGAGGAGAUUAUUGACACGGGCCGAAACGGGCAUGUCAGUGACCCGGGUAUGGCAAGGGAAGAAAAAUGGGCUUCACCUAGGCUUUCACGUUCUUGCUCGAAUAUCGAGUCAAGGGAAGUCCUCAAAACAACACAGUCAUUUAAGCAAUUACAAGAACUAUCAAACACAAAUGAAAAUGAAGCAAGGUCUCCUUGUUGCAGUCACUCAUCAGCACUUACCCACCGAAGUGCAGACAAAGUGAUGUUGAAGAAGCACUCUUACAGCCAAAUCCUUCCUUCGAGGAGCAAGAAACUAUGGUGGAAACUCUUCCUUUGGAGCCAUAGAAACUUACAGAAACCAGAAAUUGCUUCUAAAACAAGAGUAUCAUCCCUUCUUCUUGCUUCUGUUAACCAGCAAGGUGGGUACUCAUCUGAUACAAUGGAACCAACUCGAGUUAAACAGCUUAAGAAAGUGGAAUCAACAGGUUCAUUUUCUGAACAAUGCAGCAGUUACAACAAGAGUAGUCAUGAAGAAGACAAUAAUAACGGAUUAGAGGGUAGAUUUUCAGGGUUAUGGCCUCAGAAUCAGUGGGUUGCUUUCUCAGGGGAGUCAUCUUCUUUAAAGAGGGUAGAUGAUUGGGUGAAAGACCUUGAGUUUCAACCUGCAAUAUCUGCUCUUGAAGAAGGGAAUGUUGUUGAUGAUGAUGAUGAGCAAAUUGUGUUCCCAUCUUCUCCAAAGGUUGAUGAUUCAGUAGUGAAGAAUCCAACUCAUUUUCCCAGACAUAACAGCAAAAUCAAUUUAACAGAGGAACUACUGCAUGCUAACAGUGUGAUUCAGUCUCUGAAUUCUUCCUCAACUGUGGCUCAUGUAUCAGGAAUGGGGUUGAAAGUUAUCCCCAUUAUUUCACAUUUCUCGAGUCUUCGUUCAAUCAAUUUAUCCAAUAACUCAAUAGUUCAAAUCACUCAAGGAUCGCUCCCAAAGGGUCUUCAUGUCCUCGACUUAUCCAGGAACAAGAUCACUACUAUUGAAGGAUUAAGGGAGUUAACCAGAUUGAGGGUACUCGAUCUCAGCUACAAUCGGAUCUCACGCAUCGGACAUGGACUUCCAAGCUGCUCCCUACUUAAGGAAUUGUACUUAGCCGGCAACAAAAUAAGCGAAGUCGAGGGGCUACAUAGGCUGUUAAAGCUAACUGUUCUUGACCUUAGCUUCAACAAAAUAACCACAACCAAGGCUCUAGGUCAGCUUGUUGCCAACUACAAUUCAUUACUCGCACUCAACAUUCUGGGAAAUCCGAUACUCAGCAACCUAAGCAGUGACCAGCUUAGGAGAGCAGUUUGCGGACUUCUAUCUAAACUAGCAUACCUUAACAAGCAACCUGUUAAUCAGCAGAAAGCUCGAGAGGUUUCAAUGGAUAUUAUUGCUAAAUCUUCAUCAAGAAGCAAUAGUUGGAACGCUCGUAGGAAGUCUGUGAAGAAGACGGGUCAAGGUGGGUCGAUGUUGUCUGGCAGUGUAAGGAGCAACGCGAGUGUUCGGCAGAGAACCAGGAAUAAGGCGAAAAGGGAAGGGAAUCAGCAGUCAAGGUUGAAGAUAAGGACUACUACUACUACUACCAGUUGAAUGAAGAGGAAGAUACUGAUUUUGAUUCAAUUGUGUAUAAACAUAAGCUCAAGAAUGGUUCCUUGUUGGUUUUGUGUCAUUGUUUGUCUUCAAUUUCUUCAAAAUAAUGCAACUCCGCCAUUUUUCGGGGUGGUUUACAUGA
Spinacia oleracea (spinach) is the source of this 2858-nucleotide messenger RNA. RefSeq lists its product as uncharacterized. Gene Ontology annotation, molecular function: protein binding. The record is from RefSeq and is a predicted model, not a curated record. Lineage: Eukaryota; Viridiplantae; Streptophyta; Magnoliopsida; Caryophyllales; Amaranthaceae. Gene Ontology annotation, cellular component: cytoplasm. The transcript has 5 exons. The coding region runs from base 695 to 2716 and encodes 673 amino acids.